Molecule: messenger RNA, 2957 nt
Organism: Oreochromis niloticus (Nile tilapia)
Lineage: Eukaryota; Metazoa; Chordata; Actinopteri; Cichliformes; Cichlidae
Product: acyl-coenzyme A thioesterase 1
Exons: 4
Coding region: 85-1353 (422 amino acids)
Biological process (GO): acyl-CoA metabolic process; fatty acid metabolic process
Molecular function (GO): fatty acyl-CoA hydrolase activity
Source: RefSeq, a predicted model, not a curated record
UGCAGGAAGGAAAUCUCUCAGACAGAUCCCCAGCACAAAGAUCACUGUCACAGUCCUUCCAGAGAGCAAAGAUCUCCAGAAAAGAUGUCCUCUCAAGUCAGAUUGAGGCUGCUGCCAAGAGCAAGGUGCCUGUUUGACGAACCCAUUAAGCUGAAGGUGGAAGGGUUGAGGUCCAGACAGGUGGUCACCAUGAGAGCCAGAUUAACUGACGAUAAGGGAGUGGUGUUCAGCUCCUCGGCUACCUACAGAGCUAAUGGCAGUGGGGAGGUCGACCUGAACAGAGAUCCCUCACUUGGUGGGUCCUACUUUGGAGUAGAACCUAUGGGUCUCCUGUGGUCCAUGAGGGCAGAAAAGUCUCACAAAAAGUUUCAAAAGGCAACAUCUCUGAAGCCUCAGUUGGUGAAUUUUUCUGUGUAUGAGGAGGAAGACAGGAUGCUGGCAGAAGAGACAAAUGAGAGGCUUCUGAUGGGAGAUGGGGUCAGUCGGGUUCCUGUCAAAGAGGGGAACAUUAGUGGAGUCCUGUUCACUCCUCCAGGAGAAGGUUUGUUUCCUGCUGUCUUGGAUAUAUUGACCUUUAGAUCUGAGACAAGAGCAAGUCUACUGGCCAGCAAAGGCUUUGUGGUCCUUGCUAUAGGUCUAGUCCAAGGCAAAUUUGAAAGUUUUGAACAUUAUCCAAGGUUUCAUCUCGACCACUUCAAAGAAGCAAUAGAUUUCUUAAAACAGCAACCUAAGGUGGGCAGUAAAGGAGUUGGCAUAAUAGGAAGAUCAAAGGCGGCAGACCUUGCACUCUCACUUGCUACCUUUGUGCCAGGUGUCAACGCCACAGUAAGCAUCAAUGGCUGCAGUGCCAAUGUGGGCGUUCCUCUCUAUUACAAGAAACAGCAUAUUCUCUCACCAUUAGUGUAUGACUUAAGUAAGCUGAUUCCCACUGAGUCAGGUGCCAGUAUUGGAAAGUACAUUUUUGAAGACCCCCUGGCAGAGAAGAACAAGGGCAGCCUGAUCCCCAUUGAACGAGCAAAGACUCAUUUCCUUUUUGUAGCCGGAGAGGAUGACCUCAACUAUGACAGCAAGACCUACAUGGACCAGAUGGUGGAGAGACUGAAGCGUCAUGGGAAGGAGAACUUUGAGUGUGUCUCUUACCGUGGAGCUGGACACUUGCUGGAGCCACCUUAUGAACCCUUCUGCCCUUCUUGUGCACAUGGGAUUUCUCACUAUAUAGCCUCAUGGGGAGGUCAACCCGAGGCACACGCAGCAGCUGAGGUCCACCUGUGGAAGAAGAUCCAGGAGUUCUUCAGAACUCACUUGAGUAGUGAUGCUGCACAGACUAAAGCCAAAAUUAUAACUUCAGGAUGAUUAAAAAGCUUGAGUUGCAGAAAAUAAUAAGUCAUGCCUGCAAAUACAGAAAAAUCACAACUCUUUAAUAUCUUAAAAUUAACAUAUUUGUAACAUCUAUUUGAAAAGUCUCUUUUUUGUUUGGUAUAACAGAUCAGGACAAAAGUCAAUGUCUCUUCACACUGUCAGUUCUGCCCUGGAGAAGUUAUUCUAUGUCUCUACUUGUAGUCUGACUCAACUUCCUCUUGGGGUUUGUUUUUUGGUUUUUUUGGUGUGGGGGGAAAAUUUGUUGGAUUGUCAUUUGGACUUUUACACCCUUAAACUGGGCUUUACAGCCACCUGUCUCCUUUUUAGGAAGGAACACCUGGUAUAAAACAUUUAGUGCCUUUUCAUACCAUCUUGCCUGUUGGACUGUUUGGCCAUUUCUCUUAAAAAAACAACAACUAAAAACUAGUUCGCUAAACACUCGGGAACCACACAGAGAAUUCCAUACUACCAUGAGGUAGGACGCGUCAGAGGACUGAGGGAGAUGCUGAGCUAAAUACACAGAGGGAUAGCAAGGAAGUGAGAACACACGAGGAACACAUCUGACGCGAAUAACCAUAAUGAGACAGGGGAAAUUGGACUGAACAGAAUAAGCAUGAAAACCCGGGACCUUCACAAUAAAACAGGAAACAUGAUCUGAGAAUCGAAGAGAGGCAGAAGAGGGAGCGAGGGAACAUGAGAGAGAGCACAGACAUGACACGCUGGGGCAAACAUGGAAAACAUAACAGAGUAAAACACAAAGGGAACCACGACACAAGAACUCACACCGCAAUAUAAAAAUAGACACAUAGGGAGACACAGAGGGCAGAAACACAAGAUGGAAUUCAAUAAACUAAAAUGAGCAACCUCGGAACCGUAGAAUAAAUAAUGAACUAACAAAAUACAAAAAACACAAGAAAACUAAGAAUGCUGGGUCAAAAUGACCCAGGACCAUGACAGGUUCCACAGAAGAGCGGCCUGAAAGUUGUCAUAAAUACUAUAAAAAGGAUUUUAGUUCUCUCAGGAACAGGCUGUCAUAUCCUGUAGAUUUGAAAGACUGCAAUUAUUUCAAAAUAAUAUUUGAAAUGUUCAAACACAUAAAUGCACUGUAUUUUAUGACAAACAUCUAGUCCUUUGCAUCAAAAAUGUUAAAACAUUAAAAUUACUUUCUGUAUAUAAAAGACAUCCAGUUGAAGGUCAAGCAAAGGCCAAGUUUAUUUAUAUAGCACAUUUCAAGUGCUUAACAAUGCAAAAUGCAACUAAAAUAAAUAAAAUGCACAAAAAUGAUGCUGUUCUGCCUUUUUUAAGUUAAGCUAGUUAGUUACCUUGUUCCCCCCUUGUGGCGUAGUCCUGCCAUUACAUUUCCCAUAAUUCAAUCAUAAAUAAGUGAAAUCACUGUAGUACACGAGGUAUUUCCAUCAAUAAAUUCUUUUAAAAAGUUACAUUAUUUGCCAUAUAUUUAUAGGCAUCACACAAGCAUCAGUGUACAUCAGAGAUUUUUUACAGGCAUGUACAUCUUAAGGCUUGUCAGCAGGGGCGGUUCUAGAAGGGUGGCAUGGGGUGGCAAGUGCCACCCUAAAAUGAGCCCUUGCCACCCCAAG